This is a messenger RNA of Vigna radiata var. radiata (mung bean), 2288 nucleotides long. RefSeq lists its product as uncharacterized. The transcript is spliced from 4 exons. Bases 21 to 1988 code for a protein of 655 amino acids. The record is from RefSeq and is a predicted model, not a curated record. Lineage: Eukaryota; Viridiplantae; Streptophyta; Magnoliopsida; Fabales; Fabaceae.
UAGCCGUAAGUUUACCAAUUAUGGGCAAGGAGUGGCAUUGGGGUGGAAGGUCCUCCAAGAGGGGUGGAGAAGCUCAAACAGAAAUCCCUUCUGGUUGCAUGUGUGCAGUCUUUCAGGCUUUCGAUUUUCAUCCAUUUCACUUUUCCAUUAACCACCAGCCAUCCUCUUUCAAGUCUCGGACCCGAGAACACCACACUGUCUCUAAAGGAGCUGAAGGACCAAGGCAUAGCUUGGAGUCAGAAGAUGGUACUACAGUGUCAUCAAUCUCAAAAGAAGCAAAUUUUAAAAUACCAAAGAACAUUCAGAUCAGAACAAGAGGGAGCACAAGAUCAAAAACAGAAAUUAGUGAUCUUUCGUCAGAAAUCAGUGUCUCUCCAGGUACCAAGACACCGACUUUGGUUGCAAGGUUAAUGGGUCUGGAUCUUCUUCCUGAUGCACAUUCCCCUUCUUCCCCAUGCCUUUCCACUCCAAACCUUUAUAGACCACGACGACAUAUCAAAAUAAUCAAACAUAGAAACAGCACGGGAAGUGACUUCUUGCCUGAGAUUCCUAAAAUGUCCUCAGCAAGAAAAUCGGAUGUUGAGCAUAGACUCUCUCUCCAGAUCAACAAGGAGAACACAGUUUCGUAUGAGGAUUUUGACGUUCCUCUGUUUUCUUUUACAAAGAGAAAAUAUGAUGAGAACAAUAGCAGGAGUCCAAGUCACUAUGCCAAACAAAUUGUCAAACAGGUUAGAGAAAGUGUGAGCAGAAAGGUUGGACGCGACAUCACCAACACUAUCAAAAACAGAGACCAUGAAGAAGAGGAAUGUGUAAGCAAAAUCAAAUUCAAGAAAACUUCAAAAACUUCAGUGAACGAAUCCUGCCCUGGAAAACUUUCAAACUCAUCUUAUUCCCCUAGGCUCAGCAGAUUUAUUGAAUCCAAACAAAAAUCAAGCACAACACCAUCGCCUCCACAUGCGACCAACAUUGAAACUGAGCUUCCAGAAGUUUCUACAAAGCCAAAGCCUCAAGCAUUGGCCAAGAAAGAGUUGCAGAAUCAAAAAGCAGUCACAAAAUACAAGAAAACAACCUUUGGAAAGACGAGUAGGAGAGUUAAUAAGCCUCCGCAAACAUCAAUUAGAAAUCAGCAAGAAGAGCCAUUUAUUAUUCGUUACCCAUUAGUCUCUAAAGUCAAUGACAUCAAAACCAAAAAGAAGAGAACUCUUCCACUUUCAACCGAUCUUUUUAAUAGUCACAACACGGUUCCAAAUCUUCUCCCUGUCAAGAUAGGUCUUUCUCCUCAAAAACAGACACGGGUGAUUGAUGACGAUGAAUGUCGAGAUGCAAAACGCAACACACGGUUAUUUAGUUGUUCGCGCCAGACGUACAGAGAAGAAGCGCCACGACCACCCGCACCCCGAGGACCAACAACCUGCGAUGACGACAAAUCUCACGGCGCCUUCACCACCAUCUCCUCCGCCGCACUCCACGAAGGGCCAGAGUUUCACUACGUCACGAUCAUCUUGUCCCGUACCACUGGGUCCCACAGCAACGCCACCACGCAUAUACCCCACCUCCAUUUUCAGUGGUUCUCUCCCACCCACCCCUUGGACCCUUCACUCUUUCACAGUCUGGAGCGCUACCCAACAUCCCAUUCCUUUGUCUCUUUUCCAGAAGACAACAAAGAUUGCGUAUUUGAGCGGAAACACGGGCUGGGUCCGCGCUGCAACCGUAGAUUGCUGUUCGAUUUGGUGGACGAGUUGCUGUCGGAGAUUCUAGUUAAGCCGAAGCGUUUCAGAGGGAGGCUGUUGGAGACGGUGUGGGAGAGGGUUCGGAGUUUACCACGUGCGAAGUGCGAGGUUUUGGAGGACGUUGAUGGGUUGGUAGAGAUUGUGGAGAUGAGGGAAGAAGAGGAAGAAGAAGGGUUGGUGAAGGAGAUAGAAGGGAACAUAGUGGAGUGGUUGGUGCAUGAAACGUUAACCGUUAUGGUUGGUGGCGCAGAUACGUAAGUGACGGCGUCGUUUGGAAGGUUAAGAGUGGGGCUCACAUGGGAAAUGAUUCACGUGAUGAAUGAGAAGAAAUGCGAUGCCCAUGGCUGUGGCCACGGCAUGGAUCCCUCAUCCGUGGAAGCCGUGGCGGUGGGUGGGUCCCAUUCUGAAACCAUGAAAACGAGGAUGCCCUCACACCUUGUUCUGUAAAACUCAUGAUUUUCUUCCAGAGGUUUCCCUUUUUUUAUUCCCUCUCGCUGUAUCUCCUAGGUUGCUAAUGUAAAAUUUCAAAUAUGCUCAAUGAAUUUUCCUUUGGUUACA